CACUCUCAGUUGGAACCGCGCGCCAAACGGUUCUCUAUCAUUCUGCUGUGAGCGCCAAGUUGCGCUUUAAGCUAUUCUAUUGCUGCUGCGAAAAGGAGUGAAAACAUACAAAAAUAGGCGUAUACAUACACACAACAAAUUCACAGUGCGCCCAAAGAAAAUUUAAGAUAAAAAUGUACACAAACCUAAUGAAAAGUUUUAAUAUGUGGCUGCCAUUGCUGCUGCUGUUGUUGAUUGGCGCAACGACGCAUGCCAAUGGCAACAAUAUACCCGCAUUGACGACGCCGACGGGUGUAUUCGAGACGCGGACCGAUAAGGUGCCAGCCAGCGCGACGGCACCAACAAUGCCGCAGGCUGCAUCCUAUGAUGACCUCGACACAUUUGUGCCGUUUCGCAGUGAUUCGCAUGACAAUUUCUCGUGGCAGCUGUUGAAGACGGUGCUGCUUAACGAUACGGAGCAACAGAAUAAUGUCAUAAUAUCGCCGUUUUCCGUUAAAUUGGUGUUAGCGCUGCUCUCGGAGGCCGCUGGCACCAAUACACAGACACAGCAAGAGCUGAUAAGCACACAGACAGACAUCAGAUCGGCGAACAAUGUGCGUGAGUUCUAUCGCAAGACGCUCAACUCGUUCAAGAAGGAGAACCAGCUGUACAACACACUGAAUGUGCGCACCAAGCUCUUCACCGACAGCUUCAUCGAGACGCAGCAAAAGUUUACGGCCACACUGAAGCAUUUCUAUGACAGCGAAAUCGAGGCUCUGGACUUUGGCAAUGCGCCAGCGGCGGCCCAUGUCAUCAACGAAUGGGCAAAUAAUGUGACAAAUGGACGAUUGCGCAAUCUGGUCACACCAGAGACAAUCCAGCACAGUGUCAUGCUGUUGACCAACUUGAUCUACUUUAAGGGCUUGUGGCGCCGCCAAUUCUACAAUACAUACGAGGGCGCCUUUUUCCGCACCAAAGAUGCCCAGACGCGUGUUCAGUAUAUGGAGCAAACCGACUAUUUCUACUACCACAACUCGGACAAGAUGAAGGCACAGAUACUGCGUCUGCCGUACAAGGGCAAGAACUCAAUGUUUGUGCUCCUGCCACAUGCCAUGGACGGAAUUUAUGACCUGCUGCAGGCGCUGGAGAAUCACGAAGUCAAGAGCGCCCAAUGGGCUAUGGAAGAGCUGAAGGUCAAGGUGACGCUGCCCAAAUUCCAUUUCGACUACAAGCGCAGCUUCAAGGAUACGCUCCAGCAGCUGGGCGUACGUGAGAUAUUCGAGGACAGCGCCUCGCUGCCGGGUCUAACGCGCGGCGCCGACGUUGCCGGCAAGGUGAAGGUAUCGAAUAUAUUGCAAAAGGCCGGCAUCGAUGUCAACGAGCAGGGCACCGAGGCAUAUGCCGCCACCGUCGUCGAGAUCGAGAACAAGUUUGGCGGCUCCCAGACCAUCGUCGAGUUCAAUGUGAACCGCCCGUUUGUCUUCUUCAUCGAGGAGGAGGCCACCGGCAACAUUCUGUUCGCCGGCAAGGUGCAUCAGCCCUGCUAAGACGCUUGACAAUAGAUAUGAUUAUUUGAUUCUAGACUAACACAGUUAAUAAACAAAAACUAUGAUAUACGA
Molecule: messenger RNA, 1598 nt
Organism: Drosophila montana
Lineage: Eukaryota; Metazoa; Arthropoda; Insecta; Diptera; Drosophilidae
Gene: Spn27A
Product: Serpin 27A
Exons: 1
Coding region: 174-1526 (450 amino acids)
Molecular function (GO): serine-type endopeptidase inhibitor activity
Source: RefSeq, a predicted model, not a curated record